Molecule: messenger RNA, 5339 nt
Organism: [Candida] anglica
Lineage: Eukaryota; Fungi; Ascomycota; Pichiomycetes; Serinales; Debaryomycetaceae
Source: the annotation of a GenBank genome assembly
GGACCCUUGUUUUAAUCAAAUAAACAGCCGUAGAAAACUAUCCUUAGCUAUCCCCUUUUCAAAUUUCCCUACUGCUUGUAUACCCAUAAUUCAAUUACUCGCGUAUGGAAGUAGAACAUUCAUUGUCGCUGGAACUAGAGGCUCGACAGCAAGAUGAGGUCAAUAGCAUCGCAUCGAUCUAUGGGGAUAUAUACACUGAUCUCACGCCAAAGGGACUUGUUUGGAAUAAGAAACCGUCCCCUCAUUUUCAGGUCUAUUUAGAGUCCUCUGAAUGUGAAGAUAGACCUACUAUAUCUUUAAUUGUGGAUGUGGAAUUCACUUCAACUUACCCGUUGUCCUCACCAAAGGUUACGUUACUAUCCCCGAAAAAUAUCUUAAAGGGUAGACUUCAGAAACUUAAAACUCGUGUGGCAGAUUUGCUUAAGGAAUAUGCAGAGGAGGAAGUUUCCUUUGUGGUGAUAUCUGAUCUCAAGGAAAUGUUGGACGAAUUCCAACUGACAACAGAGGUGGUGCUAUCGUUGGAAGAAGAAAGAGAACUCAGAUUAAAGAACGAACAAUUGAAAUUGGAGGCAAAGGAAAGAGAAAGAGAAAGAGAAUUGGAAAUUGCCCGGAAGAAACAAAAUGAAGAAUUGAACGCCCAAAUCCUGAGGAUACGAGGUGAAUAUUUCGGAGAAGAUGAAGAAUAUGACGACGAAGAUGAUGAAUCUAAAAGAGAGCAAAAUGGAGGAAAUGAAGAUAGUAGUUUGGCUCAAGUUGUAAACUCUGCAGACCAUUUUGUCUUCGCUAAUACAAUGUCCUUCCAAUGUCAAGGGAAGUCAAUUAAAUUUAGAGUUGUACUGAAGCUUUCUGACUAUUCCAGAAUCGAUGCACUCUCUAGUGUCAGCAAACAAUAUGUGGUGUCACCACAUCUCUCUAAUGAAAUUCGUAAGACGUGCAGUGUGACAACUGAAUUCUUAUUUACAGAAGUUGAGCUAUCCCAUCCUCACUGGAUGACCGAGGGAGGUAAAAAGGAAAUACAGGAUUUGGAAACAGAACUUCAAUCGGUCAUGGAACUUUCCCACGAUAAUAUAAAUUGUUUGGUUGGAUUCCAAAUUGAUACAACUGACGAUAACACCUCGAAAAAGGGCUCGUCCUGGAUCAUCCGAAUCCUUACUGAUUAUACUCCGUAUGGCGAACUGUUGAGAGAUAUGCUUGCAACCACCACUACGGGCCGGGUCAAUUGGGCAUUGGCACGUACCUGGCUUAUACAGUUGUUACCAGCAUUGGAGUAUCUUCAGAAUGCCGGGGUUGUUCAUAAGUUAAUCUGUCCAAUGACGGUAAGCUUGGUGACCCCAGGUGAGAAACUAAAACUUUGUCACACUUCUUAUGGAUAUACGCUAUUAAAGAUGAUAGAAAGAUAUCCAUAUGGAGAUCAACAGCUAGUCUUAAGUCCAUCCGGUACACCUCCAGCUUGGAAAGCUCCUGAAUUAUCAGAGGGUUUGAAAUAUCUGCUCAAAACUGAUGUAUGGGAUCUAGGUGUACUCUUUACCAGAGUAAUGCUUGGGUACAAUGUAUUAAAUACUGUAUUCAAGACACCAGAGGAAUUUUUCAGUAAUUUCAAAAGUAUAGAGAAAGACCAAUAUUCAAAUUCUGUAUUUGACUUGUUAUCAAAAAUGUUACAGCAAAAACCAGGAAGACGGCCAAGUCCAAUGGAAUUCAAUGCAGUGAAAUUUUUGAGAGAUGGUCCAUUGGACUUAGAUGGCGGGCCAUUUGUUAGCGCACUUGGAGGAGUAGCUACCACCAAUGGGGUGUUAGGUGCACUUCACUCGUCAAGAAUUCCAGCGGGAGGGAUGGACCGACCAAGAAGAAACUCAUUGCAUUACUUUGAUCCAAAUUCUACGACAUAUAAUCCAAACAUGGGUAGAUAUGAAAGAGAUUUCGAAGAAGUUGGUAAGCUUGGAAAGGGUGGAUUUGGUGAGGUUGUCAAGGCUAGAAAUAGAAUCGAAGGUACGUUCUACGCCAUAAAAAAGAUUAAGCAUAGAGCCCAUAAACUAGAUUCUCUCUUGAGCGAAGUCUUAUCAUUGGCCAGGUUAAACCAUCAAUAUAUCGUUCGGUAUUAUGGUACUUGGGUUGAAGAAAAGACUGAAGACCCCAAGGGAAGACAGGAGUUGGAUGAUUCAUCAUCCUCAUCAGAGGAUGACUUUACGGACGAAUUCUCGGAUCAACUAGAGGAAGAUCCAUUUACAUUCUCUGCUAGAUCCGAUGAUCCUUUCACAUUUUCAGCAAAAUCUUCAUCAUUUUUGGCUUCUCGUGAUAAUUCCUUCCAAGUUGACUUUGUUUCAAAUGAUCCUCAGAUUGAAUUUGGAUAUUCUACAGACGAAGAAGGAAACAACGAAACGGAAGAGAAUGAAGAUGAAACUGAUUCUGCUACUUCUUCCAGCGUGGACACCCUGAGUUCGGCUAAAAAGUCUACUGGAAGUCGAAAUGACCAGAAUAAAUCUUCGGUUAUCUCGAUUCUUUAUAUUCAAAUGGAAUUUUGUGAAAACAAUACACUCCAAAAUAUCAUUGAACAAGGCCUUCCGCAAAAUCCCAAUGAAUAUUGGCGACUUUUCCGUCAAUUAUUGGAAGCUGUUUCCUAUAUCCACAGAGAGGGAUUUAUUCACAGAGAUCUUAAGCCCAUGAAUAUCUUUAUUGAUAAAUCGAAUAACAUUAAAGUUGGUGACUUUGGUCUUGCAAAGAAUUCUCAGUUUUCAUCUGCCGUCGUACUGACCAGCAAUCAGGUUGAGCCUGCUAAGAAUAAAGAUUGGUCCACAGUUGUUGGUACUGUUUUCUACACUGCGAAGGAAGUUGCAACUGGUGAUUAUGAUGAAAAGGUGGAUAUGUACGCAUUGGGGAUUAUUUUCUUUGAAAUGUGUUAUGCAUUGGGAACUGGAAUGGAGCGUGCUCAAACCUUAAAUGGGCUUCGUCUUGCAAGUGUUGAAUUCCCACUGCUGUGGAAAAAACAACAACACGAAGAACGGAAAAUUAUACGUUUGUUAUUAGAUCAUGACCCCAAGGCUAGACCUGGUGCUUCUGAAUUGUUACUGAGUGGGUGGUUACCGGUUGAGCAUCAAGAUCAUAUAAUUAAGGAAGCAUUGCGAUCAUUAGCUGACCCAGCAUCUCCAUGGCAGCUGCAGGUGAGAGAGACUCUUUUUCAACAGCCAUAUGUACUUGCUAGGGACUUGAUGUUUGACGCGGAUGCUCAACAGCUGAAUAGGUCAGGUAUUUCGGGGCGCUUAAAGAAGACCGCCCUGUCUGGGUCUGACAAUCUCAUUUUUGAUCGCAUGGUUGAUCAACUUCGUCAAAUUUUCCGCCGCCACGGAGCUCUUGAAGAUAUCUGUGAUACGAAUGUACUUUUCCCAAAGCUGCCCUUCUAUACCAGGGAAAAUGUUUAUGAAAUUUUAGAUAAAAGUGGAUCAUUGUUGCAAUUGCCCUAUGAUCUCACAUUACCUCUUGCACGUUAUUUGUCGAAAACCAAUGUUCCAUUUGCUAAAUCUUUUAAAAAUGGAUUUGUUUACCGUCCAGGUAGACGUCCAGGUCUGAUGCCAGACAAGUAUAGUGCGGUAACCUUUGAUAUUGCUACACAUGACCCGAUGAUGAAACCUAUUCAUGACGCAGAAUGUUUGAAGGUUGCAGAUGAAAUUGUGCGUCAAUUCCCAAAGAAGCUGAAAAAAUUAGGUGAGACAGCAAUCAUCAUUAUAAUUAAUCAUUCUGAUAUUAUCAACUCUAUAAUUAACUUCCUGUUUGAAAAUGUUGGAAUUGAUGAGCGCAAAAGAGCUGAAGUUAUUGGUAUUCUCUCACAAUUGGGAAUUGAAACCGAGCCUGAAGAAGUAAGACGAAGCUUACGUGAAGAUGCAAGAGUGCCGCAUACUGUUACCAAAGAUUUGAUUGACCGAUUCGACUUUGUUGUGAGUCCUGAAGUCGCUAAGGCAAAGCUUCACAAGGCAAUGUUGGACUCCCCUCAUUUUGCGAAGGUGGACAGAGCUCUAACGUACAUUGCGGAAGUACUUCAGAUAUUCCAUAAAUUAGGUGGUACAACACCAGUACUUUUCUCUCCAUUGAGUAACUAUAAUACCAAGUAUUAUCGUGGAGGUCUUAUGUUCCAGGCAGUACAUCGUGUCGACAAACUGCUGAGACGUAAAGCUAGAAUUAUUCUGGGAGGUCGCUAUGACAGUCUUAUUGAGACGUUUGCUAAUAAAGAUAUGGUCAAGUCUGUAACCCCUCAUGCAGUUGGAUUUCAACUAUCGUCAAACUUCUUGUUUCUAUUAUUGAAAAAGAACUUACAUAUUAUCAAGGGAGAGUCAAUGACUUCGCAUUCAUUGGGAGGCUCUAGAUGUAGCGUAUUGAUCUCGUCCCUUAAUGCUGCGUAUGCGAAGGAUUCAGGUUGUGAAAUAGUUCGUGCUUUAUGGAACCAUGAUAUCUCGUCUGAUAUAUAUGUUCUGCCUCUGUCUUCAUCAGCAACUCUAGAGGAUAUAUUGGACCAUGCACAUGCAGAUGGUGCAAAUUGGGUGGUAUUAAUUAAGAACCCUCAUACCAUCAAAAAGAAGAAGAACAAGCGUGGGACAGCACCUGGUGGAUUUAAACCAUUAAGAGUUAAAAACUUGAGUACCAAUAAGGAUGUUGAUGUCGAUUAUGAAGAGGUUGUAGAUUACAUCAAGCAGGAGAUUGAUGAACGUCAUAAUGAAGAAGAUGCUUCUACUACUGCCAAUACUGUGAACUCUCUUGAUGAUAACUCUCCAUCAGAAGAUAUGUCACAUUCCAACUCUGGGGAUACCAACAAUGACAACGCCCUUUUAAAAGAAGAUAUUGCACUUGGCCCACUCUUUUCCACUGAAAUAUCGCAAAAGGUUUCAGUGGUACCAAACGAUGCCCCAAGGGGUCGUAAGAAUAAACGAGAAAAAUGGGAAUCUGAAAAUGAUGCCAAAAUAGCUGGUGCUACCCUCAUCAAGCAAUUGGCCCUAGGACCUGUUAUUUCUGUGGAUGCACGAGAAGAAGUCUUAGAGAUGAUUCUGAUGAUAUCUCUAAAGCAACAAGAUGAAUGGAUAAGAAAGGUCAUUUUCUCGUCGUCCAAUUUACCCAAGAGUUUUGCCAUUAAUAUAUACAACACAUUGGUUAAAGAAGCUGCUAGAGGUACAAAGUGGGUAAUCUUACAUGCGCCAAGAACGCAAAAGACCACUAUCGUUGAUCUUGAAAGAUAAUUCUACGUAUAUGCCAAAUUAAAUAAUAAAUAAUAACUAAUAAUACUAGAACUUGUAACAAAACCAUGGGUUUAGCACAAAUGUUGCAUGGCAAUUUUGUUCUUUAUUUGUCUAUAAAACUUU